CCUCCCCGCCCCGAGCACUGCGAGGGCGCGGCCGCGGCUUUUCGGGGCGCUCCCUCCGCCCCCCCGGAGCCCCCCGGUAGCGAUCCCGGCGCGGACGCCGGGUGGGACGGCGGCGCCGGUGCCGCGGUGGCGGCGGCGAGGGCGGCGGUGCUGCAGAAGCUGCUCUGGGCCGCCCGGGAGCUGCCCCGCAGCGGCUGCGUGGAGGGCAGCGCCCGCCUCUGCCGCCUGGUGCGGGACUGCGCCCUCGCCCUGAGGGGGCUGCGAGACCUCGAGACCCCCGGGGGGCACGGCGGAGACCCCCCGGGGUACCCCGAGAGCCCCGCGACGCCGUGAGAGCAGCGGGGGGCACGGCGGAGCCCGCCUGGGAUACCCCGGGACAUCCCAAACCUUCCGCCCGC
Onychostruthus taczanowskii (white-rumped snowfinch) is the source of this 398-nucleotide messenger RNA. It is a transcript of the gene ZNRD2, whose product is annotated as zinc ribbon domain containing 2. The transcript has a single exon. Lineage: Eukaryota; Metazoa; Chordata; Aves; Passeriformes; Passeridae. The record is from RefSeq and is a predicted model, not a curated record. The annotation marks the transcript as partial.